Cebus imitator (Panamanian white-faced capuchin) is the source of this 1960-nucleotide messenger RNA. RefSeq names its product prolyl 4-hydroxylase subunit alpha 1 (gene P4HA1). Bases 352 to 1590 code for a protein of 412 amino acids. The record is from RefSeq and is a predicted model, not a curated record. Gene Ontology annotation, molecular function: protein binding; procollagen-proline 4-dioxygenase activity. The transcript has 10 exons. Gene Ontology annotation, cellular component: endoplasmic reticulum. Lineage: Eukaryota; Metazoa; Chordata; Mammalia; Primates; Cebidae.
CCCACCCCACGGCGGCCGGUCCCGGCCCCUCCUCUAGGCCUCAGACUCCACGGCCCGGCCACGGGUGGGGGCAAGAGGCCCGGGCUGGGCGCCUGCGCAGUCGCCGAGGCGCUGGUGUGAUCGAGCUCACGUAGCGAGGGCUGCAGUCGCCUCCUCCCUGGCGCUGCCGGCGCGGCCUAGAGGUUAUAAAAGGGCUAGCGGGCUCCCUCUGCUGCCCAGUCGCGCCGCCAGCGGGCUGAGGGCCGGGGUGUAGACAGCUGCUCCGAGUGGAGGCGACAAGAGACUGAAGAGCGCGCCGCCCUGCCGUCCCACUUCCCAGGUGUGUGAUCCUGUAAAAUUAAGUCUUCCAAGAUGAUCUGGUGUAUAUUAAUUGUAGGAAUUCUGCUUCCCCAGUCUUUGGCUCAUCCAGGCUUUUUUACUUCAAUUGGUCAGAUGACUGAUUUGAUCCAUACUGAGAAAGACCUGGUAACUUCUCUGAAAGAUUAUAUUAAAGCAGAAGAGGACAAGUUAGAACAAAUAAAAAAAUGGGCAGAGAAGUUAGAUCGGCUAACUAGUACAGCGACAAAAGAUCCAGAAGGAUUUGUUGGGCAUCCAGUAAAUGCAUUCAAAUUAAUGAAACGUCUGAAUACUGAAUGGAGUGAGUUGGAGAAUCUGGUCCUUAAGGAUAUGUCAGAUGUUUUUAUUUCUAACCUAACCAUUCAGAGACAGUACUUUCCUAAUGAUGAAGAUCAGGUUGGGGCAGCCAAAGCUCUAUUACGUCUCCAGGAUACCUACAAUUUGGAUACAGAUACCAUCUCAAAGGGUAAUCUUCCAGGAGUGAAACACAAAUCUUUUCUAACAGCUGAGGACUGCUUUGAGUUGGGCAAAGUGGCAUAUACAGAGGCAGAUUAUUACCAUACAGAACUGUGGAUGGAACAAGCGCUAAGGCAACUGGAUGAAGGCGAGGUUUCUACCAUAGAUAAAGUCUCUGUUCUAGAUUAUUUGAGCUAUGCAGUAUAUCAGCAGGGAGACCUGGAUAAGGCACUUUUGCUCACAAAGAAACUUCUUGAACUAGAUCCUGAACAUCAGAGAGCUAAUGGUAACUUAAAAUAUUUUGAGUAUAUAAUGGCUAAAGAAAAAGAUGUCAAUAAGUCUGCUUCAGAUGACCAAUCUGAUCAGAAAACUACACCAAAGAAAAAAGGGACUGCUGUGGACUACCUGCCAGAGAGACAGAAGUACGAAAUGCUGUGCCGUGGGGAGGGUAUCAAAAUGACCCCUCGGAGACAGAAAAAACUCUUUUGUCGCUACCAUGAUGGAAACCGGAAUCCUAAAUUUAUUCUGGCACCAGCUAAACAGGAGGAUGAAUGGGACAAGCCUCGUAUUAUUCGCUUCCAUGAUAUUAUUUCUGAUGCAGAAAUUGAAAUCGUCAAAGACCUAGCAAAACCAAGGCUGAGGCGAGCCACCAUUUCAAACCCCAUAACAGGAGACUUGGAGACGGUACAUUACAGAAUUAGCAAAAGAUCAGGUAUCAAAUAUCCAGGAAAUGGCCUGACACAUGUUUUCUUUUUCCUGUUUGUUGCUAAAGGGGGAAAUAAAGCAGCAGUCUCUUGAAUCUGGGAGUAGUAGUCUUCACUUCGGCAGUUUUCUCACAUUCAUAAAUGCUGCAAUGAUUCAUAUCAUCCUUCAUGGUGAUUGUUUUGGCAUUUGUUUACACAUCUUGUAAAAUACCAUUGUCAUUAUGUAGUAAUCUGUAUUCCUCCUGUUGGAGUUUUUAAAAAAUUCGCUGACUCAAAAGUUGGCAGUAGGUAGAACAGAGUUAUGCUUCUGAGCUCAGUCUUCCAGAAAUUACUUGUAAACUUAGUUUCCUUUUACUUUGCCAGAUAAAUUUAAAAACAGUUUUAUCUUAGUGAGAGUUUUAAAAAAUGAAUUUAAGGAGUCUACUUUUUUUUUUUUUUUCAAAAUAUUUAAGUAACUUAAACUU